Messenger RNA from Dicrocoelium dendriticum, 1432 nucleotides. NCBI's taxonomy places the organism in Eukaryota, Metazoa, Platyhelminthes, Trematoda, Plagiorchiida, Dicrocoeliidae. The record is from the annotation of a GenBank genome assembly.
GAAAAACCACCAGUUCACUGUUGGGACCAAAGUGCUAGUCUACAAGUCUACGGUGCUGUCCGUUCUCCUAUACGACAGCAAAAUGUGGACGCUUUAUCGUUAGGAUGUCCGUUGUCUGGAGCGCUUCCAUCAACAGUGUCUGCGUCGCAUUAUGCGUAUCGUCUGGAGUGACCGAGUUACAGACAUGGAGAUGCUCCGACGCAAUGACAUGUAUGCAGUGGACUGCAUCCUGCUGAGGCACCUGAGGUGGCUCAGGCAUAUUCGCCUCAUGGAUUCGAUCCGGAUACCGAAACAGCUGUUUUGUGGCCAACUGCUUGCAGGAAACGGCACGUGGGAACACCGAACUUACCUUAACAGGACAUGAUCAAGCUGCAAGCUAUUGUUUGUGGAGUACUGGAUGGCUCUUUAUGAGGAGGUACGACUCACGCGUGACGCUCGCGAUCGUGAAAAAUACGAUAAUCUGGCCGAGUUGUACGCUGUGAUAAAUACUUUGCAGUGUCUACAAAAAGCUUACAUCAAGGACCAUGUCAAAUCAGGGGAAUACACCGCUGCCUGCUCGCGAUUGUUGGUUCAAUACAAGGCUGCUUUCAAGCAAAUUCAGGGCCAGGAAUUUCCCAACGUCGAAUCAUUCAUGCGCAAAUACAAGAUGGACUGCCCAGCCGCUUUAGAACGAAUCAAAGAAGGUCGCCCGAUUACUAUUAAAGAUGAUAAGAUGAAUGUGAGCAAGGCAAUCGCCGAUUAUGUUUCACUCAGCAUCACUUUAAUGGACAAACUGAGGUUAAACAUACAGGCGGUGGAUGAGAUUUAUCCAGAUAUGAAGGAAUUUUAUGAUGUGAUGUGUCGCCUGAGCAUCCUACCGCCGGAUUUCGAAGGCAAAGACAAAAUGAAAGCAUGGAUUGAUAAACUGGAUCAAAUGAAAGCGUCCGAUGUGCUCUCUGAGACAGACUCUCGACAGUUGGUUUUUGACGUGGAAUCCUCUUACAACGCUUUCAACGGGCUUCUUCAUUCCCAGUUGUAAUUCUGUCCGCUCUCCCCGUGCGUGCGCGCACGUGACCCCGACUGUUGUUAGUGUUCGACACGUUGUCCUACUCUGCCGCCUUUCCAUUCGUUCCUGAUGCCACCAUCUUCUGUGUUGUAUAACCUGCCUUCUAUAUGUCCGAUAUUUGACUAAUCACGGCAUCAUUGGCAAUUGACUUGAUGUAUACAUACUUCCCGGUAUUUCUCACCGAUUCAUUCGGUCGCCGUUUUAUUGCUUUAAUUGUCCCCGGACAUCGGGGAAUUUGGUUUGGAGACAAAUGAAAAAUGUUCUCAGUCGUGAUAAUCUUCCAUUCAAUUGUUACUGCUGGCUUCUUUUUCAUUGGCAUUGUCUUGAUAUAUUAGACCGUGUAUGUAACAGACACCAUCAUCACAUUCGCAUCCCCCUUUUCCUCUU